This is a messenger RNA of Salvia miltiorrhiza (redroot sage), 2568 nucleotides long. RefSeq names its product protein PHYTOCHROME KINASE SUBSTRATE 1. NCBI's taxonomy places the organism in Eukaryota, Viridiplantae, Streptophyta, Magnoliopsida, Lamiales, Lamiaceae. Gene Ontology annotation, biological process: phototropism. The record is from RefSeq and is a predicted model, not a curated record.
UUUAGCUGUGUUGCAAUAUAGGAGAAAUUGCCAGAUAAGGAUUUAGAAGGUACAAGAUUUGUCAGAAACACAUACUGUUGUUUUUCUAUGAUUUUCAUGUGAUGUGUAGUAAAUUGACAAGUUUGUCUGAUAACAAAAACAUUUAAGAUUGAUUUCAUUUAUAGGUCUGUGCCGACAGUUAGUAGAUUUUGGAAUCAAUGCCGACAGCAUGACAAAUUCAUUUAGACAGCACCAUUGUUUUUAGGGCAAGAGUUUAUAACACAGAUAAAACAAGUGGGGCGUAUGCAGUGCUGCUCAAGAAACUAAAAUCUGGAAAGUUUUUUAUGAUUAGAUUAAAAGAAAAUGUGGAGACAAGAAAUAUAAUUGUGAAAUUAGGAUUCUUGUUGGUAUGUAAAUUCUGCUGAUAAAUUUCCCGACAUUUGGUAUAAGCUUAUCAAUUAUUACACAGAUAGGUUAAAACCUGCUUUAGUAGAUGCUUUUGUUGUCAAUUCUAGUGGUAUGAGAGUGCCAAGAAAAGAACAAUUUGUUUUCUUGAAACAGGCCAUUAUCCUUUGUGGGCUCAUGCAUCAUUGUAACAUGCUGCUACUGCUAACCUUAUUUAUCUAUGUAUCCCCUGUUCUUAUGUAAUGAUCAUUUCUCUGGUCAGUGCAUUGUUUUUUUAUUGCCAUUUUAGGCUGCCUGUACAAUGAGUUUGGUGGAGUUCUUGAAAAGAGGUAUGAUGGUGUGUUUUUAGGCAGGAAAUGGUGUUUGAAAAUGGUGGCUGGAGAGUAGUGAUGAAUGAUGGAUAAUACUAGGCAGAGAAGAAUUGACAAAAAAUAUGUGAAGGGAAAAGAUGUGAAUGUGAUCAUAGCGCCUACUGUAGAAGAAAGUGAGAUGCUGUAGCUGCUUUAUUUUCUUGUCCAAAAAUGACUAAACUCUUUACUCCAAUCACAUGCACCAAGUGGAACUAUAUCAUAAUGGGAUUCUAUGGUGCUCACACUCCUUGCUACUCUCUCUCUCUCUAGGUUAUGCCCAAAUCUAUCAACAUCACACCCAACAUAUACAGUUUAAAUGGGCAGAGAAAUCCAAAACAGUAUCUUCAGUUAAAUAACAGCAACACAGUCAAUCUAGUCAGUAGUCAGUCUCCUUAUUUUACUCAUUACCAAAAAUUUUCUAUAUAUAUGCAGUUAGCAUGGUUGCCAGCUUUCACAAAUUCAGCCUUUUCUAUUAACCUUUUUUCACUUGAAGAACGUCUUUUAAGACCCUUCUCUCCCCCUUUUUACUUGUAUGAACGCUAAGCUCGAGCUCGAUCCGAUGACAAGAAUGUCGAUGCCCGUAACGACGCUGACUCCGCCUUCCAAACAACCAUCCCAAAUCAUGAAAAACAGUACUAGUAGGGAAGGCCUCACCACCACACAUGAUCGCAUCUUCCUCGGCAAGAACGCAUCGGGAGACAAAGAGAUCGACGUCUUUGAUGCUCGCAAAUACUUCAACGAGGGGCUGAACCACACUCCUAAAAUCUGCACCAAGAUCGUGCCGAAUCACCAUCAUGAUGAUCAUCAGCAGCAGCCGCAGCUCAAGAAAGAUGUUCAAACAGCAGUGAAGGAGCCCCCGAGUGCAGCGCUCAGCAUCCGCUCUCAGUCGAGCUGGAACAGCCGGAGCGCCCUGAUCCGCACUGCCUCGGGAAGGCAGCAGCAGCUGAGCAAGAAGAGCUUCCUUGGCAGCAUUGGCUGCAACUGCUCCUGCUUGAGCUCCAGCAUCAUCGGUGGCAGAUCAAAACCAGAUAACAAAACCAGUGAUCAUCAUUUCAUCAAGAGAGAGAAACAGGAGAGAGAGAGGGAGAUCACAUUCACAGCAGCAAAUCCACAUAAAAGGGAACAAGUGUUCAACAUGGACACCAACCUAACCAUGCUCACUUGGGAUGCAAUCACUCCCUUAUCAGUAGCUGAGGAGCUCAAAAUCCCUUCAAUCUCGAGUGAGAUGCACGAAGACAGCAACAGCGAUGCAAGCUCCGAUUUGUUUGAAAUCGAGAGCUUGUACAUGGACAACCCUUUUGAUCCCACAACAUGCUAUGCUCCGAGUGAGGCCAGCAUAGAGUGGAGUGUUGUCACUGCCAGCGCUGCAGAUUUCUCCCUCCUUUCGGAUUCAGACGAUGUAUCCUCCACCAUUCAAAGGAAAUCAGGCUUCAACUCGAAGACUGCUUCAAUGCCAAAGAUCCGGCCGAGUAUUCUCUCAGGCUGCAAGAGUCAGAAAGCUGUUAGUGUUGCCGGAGAUGCACAGACAAGACGGCCCCUUACACCGAUGACACGGUUCCAUGAUGAGAACAAGCUGAGCUUUGAUGCAAAGAGCAGGCAGAGCUCACUCGAUCACCGUGUUAUGCCUCAACCAAGAUCUGCAAUGUAUACUUAGUCAAGUUUUUUCCUCUUCAUUUUUUACCAAGUUAGCUAUUUUUGAGCAACAACAUAUGUUCAUUAGUAAAUAAGUGGUAUCUAUCUUGUCAUGUACAAUCUACAACUAAGACAUCACAUGCCUAUACAUUGUGUAAAAUUUUGUAUUAAUGGCAGGGCCCUUCCUUCAAGGAGACAGCCA